This is a messenger RNA of Cucurbitaria berberidis CBS 394.84, 1104 nucleotides long. Its product is annotated as glycoside hydrolase family 28 protein. Lineage: Eukaryota; Fungi; Ascomycota; Dothideomycetes; Pleosporales; Cucurbitariaceae. The transcript has a single exon. Bases 1 to 1104 code for a protein of 367 amino acids. Gene Ontology annotation, biological process: pectin catabolic process. Gene Ontology annotation, molecular function: polygalacturonase activity. Gene Ontology annotation, cellular component: extracellular region. The record is from RefSeq and is a predicted model, not a curated record.
AUGGUUGCUAUGUAUCUUUCCUCCCUGCUCAUCGGCGCUGGCGCGCUUGUCUCUGCUGCUCCUGCUGGCCUGGAUGCGCGUGCUGGCUGCACCUUCACCGAUGCUGCUUCUGCCAUCAAGGGCAAGGCUGCUUGCAGCGCCAUCAUCCUCAAGGGCAUCGUUGUUCCCGCCGGUACUACUCUUGACCUGACUGGUCUCAAGGCCGGAACUUCUGUCACCUUCGAGGGCACCACUAGCUUCGGUUACAAGGAGUGGGAAGGUCCCCUGAUCUCAGUCUCUGGUACCAACGUCAAGGUCAUUGGCGCCCCCGGCAACGUCAUUGACGGAAACGGUCCUAAGUGGUGGGACGGCAAGGGUGGAAACGGUGGCAAGAAGAAGCCCAAGUUCUUCUUCGCCCACAGCAUGAAGCAGUCCUCCAUCACCGGACUCAACGUCAAGAACACCCCCGUGCAGGGCUUCUCCAUCAACACCUGCACUGGUCUCACUCUCGACCACAUCACCAUCGAUAACACCGCUGGUGAUACCGCCACCAAUGCUGGCCACAACACUGACGCUUUCGAUGUCGGUUCUUCCUCCGGAAUCACCAUUUCCAACGCUGUCGUCAGGAACCAGGACGACUGCCUGGCUGUCAACUCCGGCACAGAUAUCCACUUCAUCAACGGCUUCUGCUCCGGUGGUCACGGUAUCAGCAUCGGCUCCGUUGGUGGCCGCUCCGACAACGUCGUCAAGGGUGUAACCAUCACCGGCUCCACCAUUGAGAACUCUGACAACGGUGUCCGCAUCAAGACCAUCUCUGGCGCUACCGGCUCCGUCAGCGGCGUCACCUACAAGGAUAUCACCCUCAAGAACAUCCAGAAAUACGGCAUUGUCAUCCAGCAGGAUUACCUUAACGGAUCCCCCACUGGCAAGCCCACCACUGGUGUUCCCAUCACCGGCCUGACCAUCCAGAACGUCAAGGGUACCGUUGCCGCCAAGGGCACCAACGUCUACAUCCUCUGUGGAAAGGGCAGCUGCUCCGGCUGGACCUGGGCCGGUAACAGCGUUACCGGUGGAAAGAAGAGCACCGCCUGCCAGAACAUCCCCUCCGGUGGUGCUUCUUGCUAA